Molecule: messenger RNA, 4317 nt
Organism: Podarcis lilfordi (Lilford's wall lizard)
Lineage: Eukaryota; Metazoa; Chordata; Lepidosauria; Squamata; Lacertidae
Source: the annotation of a GenBank genome assembly
AUGGCUGAAGAGAAAACUUUUCGCCAUGGGCUCAUCGUCCUGGGAGUUUUUCUGGUGAUGAUCGGAAUGUUCAUCAUGAGUGUGGAGAAGCCCCAGAUCUACAUCACCUUUUGUACCUUAGGGGCCUUGGUCAUUGCUGCGGGGAUCAUUUGGAGCAUGUGCCAGUGCUACCCGAAGGUAGGAAACAGUCUACUUUUCCCUUUUUCUAAAGAAUGUGCCUUCAACAGUUGCAUUUGGGCUGUAUCCAACUCAGACUUCCCAAGAAUAUAUUUGGGUUCUUGGAAACGGCGGAAUUAUAUGUUUCCUACUCUUUAUUGAGCUUGUUAGCCUUUUAAGAAGUAGAAACUUUAAAAUAUUUUACUUGCAAAGCAAUCAAUUUUUUGGGUAUCUGCUCGAUUAAUAAAUUACUUUACACAUUGGUUUCCUUACUGUUGCCACAAAAAUAAUGAUGCCGUCGCAGAAUAGGUAUUAGAAUGGUGCCACAAUAUAAUGCAGUGGGAACUGUAGAAAGAGUAAGUUAGGUAAUGGUGAAUCUAAGGCUGUUCCCUGUUGGAGUUGCAGCUUGAAUCUUCUUUCUGAAAAUCUAGGAUUUGAUUGAAGACACAGUUUGGAAUGUAAAAAUAAAAAUAAAAUGCCUUUCUUCUAGGGAACCCCUACAUCUCCUUGGAGAUAGGUGAGAAAGAAUCACUUUGCCCAGGGUGGGCUGCCUCAUGAGCUUUAUCUGAGAUCCAAAUGAUACAUCACAUUUUCUUAAUUAAAUUCAGUGUUUGUGCAUGUGUUUGUAUGUAGCUGCUCAUUUGAUGGGAGGAAAUAACUCCCUUGUUCCAAGGAGUUAUCUUCCCUUACUUCCCCGCUUUCCCUCCCCAGAUCAGAGUUGUUUCUGUUGAUGUGGAGUCUGAGAAGUUUCUUGCAAAGAACACUGCUGCUUCAUCUGUUCAAAAUGAGAUUCCCGAGAAGAACAGGUAUGUUUGCGAAAACCAAGCCUGUAAGCUUCAACUCAACAGUCUGCAAUCUAUUUUUUAAUCAGAAUACAGUACUCGCCUGUGCAUAUUGCAAACUGUGUUCCGCAGAGGGACAAGGUCAACGUCUGGAAAUGCUGGCACAGGGCAGUAAAUUGCACAAUUUAAGUGUAUUUUUAAGCAGGAGAAAAGUGGUGUCCUUAGGGAAAAUAUAAAGCUCCCCAGAGGUAUGUGUGUUUGUGUGUAAAGCAUGGAACAGCUUUGGAGACCUAUGUGUAGGAAAGCAAAAGGCAGCAGCGUUUACAGCACAAUCCUAUGCUUGUCUGCUUGGAAAUAGAUCUCAUUGAGUUCAAUGUGGCUUACUCUCAGAUGUGUGUAUAGGAUUGCAACCUCCAUCUCAUUUCAGUGUCUAGCCCUGCUAUAUAUAAUCCAGUCCAGAAAAAGAAUGUGGGCCUCCUUGGGAUUCAUUCUGCACUGGCCAUAAGAACAGUAGCUCCUUUGACCUUGUCUCUCUGGGUUGUGCAGAAGCUAUAAUUGGUCAAUCAAGAUAAAAUUAUGGCAGCUUAAAGGAGCUUCUUUGCCAUCUUCCACCUCAUAUCCAAGCUUCUUCAGAACAGUGCCUCCCUCACCCUAGAGAUGGAUAAAUCCUGAUGAAAUGGUAUUUGUAGGAGGUGAUCUCCUGCAGAGUGCAGUGACAGGUAGGGUGGAUCUACACACAGGGGAAAAUCACUAUAAAUAAGCCAGAAAUUAGAUCUGUUAUAAUAAAAGAAAGAAAAAACCCUAUGGAAAAUCGCAUAUAAAAAAUUUCUGCUCUCUGGCACCAUCUGGUGUUGCAUGCUUAUAGCACAUUCAAAUAGUUGUUGCUUUACUAAUGUAGCUGAGUCCCAGGCGUGAGAUAAUCUUUGGCUAUCCUGGUCCCAAGCUGUAUAGAGCUUUGUACCAAGUUCAUUGGUCACUUCUUCCCUUCCUCUCCACAUUGACUAAGGUCAAGAGCACAGCCUGCUGCCAGGAGGCCUAUUUUAUGUGCUUCAUAAGCAACUGUUUUUCUGAUUGAAAACCUGGACCCGGCACCAGCCUACUGUGAAUUAGCCCAGCCUCAAAGGCAUCCAUGGGCCAUUCCCUUCCUGGCUAUAUGUCAUUUACUUGCUCAGAUCUCCCUUCCCACCACACUCCAUCCAUCAACUUCCCUUAAACAGGCUUCUUAACAGCGCAAGACAAUUUCCCAUAAUACUCCAAUUGCCAACAACAGAAAGGAAAGUGAAACUAAAGUAGCUGAAGGCAGCAUCGCCCUGGCAUACAGACUGAUGGAUUUUGUAUGUCCCUUUCUCUUAGUCAGCCAGGAGGGAAUGGAGGACAGGUAAGAAAAGCAGGUCUCUUGACAGCUCAAAUCCAGAUAACGAACAACUGCAACAUGCUUAAGAGGAAGCAAACAUGACUAGAGAAAUGCUAGGUCCUCUGAAGCUGCUCAAAUUUCUAAAUCAGUAAAUAAUCAGAUUCCUGUCCCCUGUUAAUAACAGAUGUAACAAAUCUAGUGAAGUAAUAUACCACUUUCUCAUGUUGUUUGCUCAGUUCCCAGACACCUUACACCAGCCAGAAAGAAGCUGAAGUCUAUGAGAAAAGCCUGCCGUCUUACGAACAGAUCCAGAUGAAAGUGGCAGGUGCAGAAUCUGUGGGUGUUCUGUCUGCCCCAGUCCCACCGGUCAGGGCAGAAGGAUGUACCCAGCCUGUUGUACAGGCCAAGGCAGAGGUCCACAGGGAUUCAGAAAGCGAUGGAGACUCCUGCAAGGACCCAUUGUCCCAGAAGGACUCUACAAGGUUGUACUGGUGAGUAGCUCAUGCGGUGCGUUCAGGGGCUGGUUUGAAUAGAACACUACCCUGAACCUUAUGAUCACCUUAUGGUGAUUUCUGUUAGGCACUCUGGAUAGAUAAAAUUUUGCAAAGGUGGGAUGGUUGUCAAAUUAUAUAAAUAUUAGUUGGUUGUAUGCAUUUGCAUUGCUUGAUUAAACAAAAUGAAUAAAUGAACAUCUGCAUAAAACAAUGUUACUAAUGCAGGUGUCAGAACCGACACAAUCUUUGAAAAUAUAUAAUAUUCUAUGUUAGAAAUUAUAUCCUUUUCUAUGUGUGAGAUAUGGCACAGUGAUAUAUAUCUAUAUAUUUACUACACAAACACACACACACACACACACACACACACACGAGUGUGUAUAUAUAUAGAGAGAGAGAGAGAGAGAGGAGGAGGAGAGAGAGAGAGGGCCACUGAUUGUUUAUCUGGGAGCUCCUUUCGAACUGAACAAAACUGAACAGGGGUCGGCCACUGUGACAAGAGGAUGUUGGACUAAAUGGACCACUGGCCUGAUCCAGAGCAAGGCUCUUCUUACGUUUUUAUGUUCUUUAAUUGAUUAAUCUAACUGAUUGGCAACAUUAGUUGAUUAAUCUGUUAGAUUAAUCAGCUAAUGUUACCAUCCCCAUAGAAGGUGGAGCUAAAUAUAAGAUGCAUGCUAGCUCUGUAUCAAUGAAAAGCCAACACAGUCUGUACUGCCCAGUGUUGUUCCUUCUAGUUAUAGCAGGCAUCACAAGCCCAAUACCUUCCAGGUGGAGUGCAACUCCUGUUAACUCAGACCAUUGGGAAUGCUGGCCGGGGAUGAUGGGAGUUGGGUCCAAGAACAUCUGGAGGGGACUACAUUGGUGACUCUUGAGUUCAAGAUCAAAACAAUGCUGUUGGGCUGGCAUGGUCAAUAAUAUUUAAUUUACCCUUAGAAACCAAGUUAAAUAAACCAACAACAGCUGGUCAUUCCAGAACCAGGGAUGUUCCGGUGAAAAGCACAGCAUCUGCCCAGCUUGAUUUACUAUAAACGUCCUAGUAGAAACACAAAACAGCUGAACAAUCAGCCUUGGAAGCUAUGUCCUUCAAUGAACCUUCUCUUUAAAUUCUAGUGAGUCGGAAAAGUUUCCUAACCAGGCGCCACUGGCUUCUUUCCAAGAGGAAGCUGAUGCCUCUUCCGUGGAAUCUGCAGCCAACAGUCCGUUUCUACAGAGGUGGGAAAAUGUCUCGAAGCCUAUGUCUCCAACAGAAAGCCAGCUCAGAUUCAAGCUUCCUUCCUAUGAAGAUUUUGCCCUGAUCGAUUCCCUGACGGCGGAAGGUCAAGGUCAAAACAAUGAAAGGAUAACGGCACCUAACCAAAGCCCUUGCCCUAUUCCUGCCCCCAGAGGAGAUGGGGCAUUGGCUACAGUAGGGCCUGAACGACUGGAACACAGAGCUAUGCAUAAUGUAGAAGAGGAUGACAUGUACUAUGGAAUAAAAGAGGGAGCAGGAGACGUCCCCUCAUCGGUUGGUGCUGUCUCUGAACCAAAGGACUAA